CAAUCACAGUCGAGGGUUGAGAUUGCAGCCUUUAAACGGGCAAACAUGGCAACAGGAGGAGGAUCAGCACCUAAGCCACUGAGCCACAUUGCAUCGGUGGUGUAUAGUGUCAUUGGGUCAGACACCAGCAUAAUGGGCCUUGAGGGUGCAACUGAUCCGUCAAUGCAGCUGCUAAUGGAAAUAGAGGGGCCAAAUGGAAACCCAGGUCCUUCAGAUGCAAGUAAUUUUCCUCUUCCAGCACCUCUUCCUGCACCUCUUCCUCUUACUGCACCUCUUCCUCUUACUGCACCUCUUCCAGCUUCCUCUUCCACAAUCCCAUCACCUGCCUCUCCCCUCAGUCCUGCUGCUGGUGCAAAGCCAUCACCCCUGAAAGAAAAGAAGAUGAAAAUGGAAAUGCGUGUGUUAAAAAGGCAGAAAAGGGUUCUUGAUGCAAAAGUCUGA
Molecule: messenger RNA, 441 nt
Organism: Triplophysa dalaica
Lineage: Eukaryota; Metazoa; Chordata; Actinopteri; Cypriniformes; Nemacheilidae
Product: translation initiation factor IF-2-like
Exons: 3
Coding region: 46-441 (131 amino acids)
Source: RefSeq, a predicted model, not a curated record